Molecule: messenger RNA, 657 nt
Organism: Scomber scombrus (Atlantic mackerel)
Lineage: Eukaryota; Metazoa; Chordata; Actinopteri; Scombriformes; Scombridae
Product: late histone H2A.L3-like
Exons: 1
Coding region: 1-384 (127 amino acids)
Cellular component (GO): nucleosome
Molecular function (GO): DNA binding; protein heterodimerization activity; structural constituent of chromatin
Source: RefSeq, a predicted model, not a curated record
AUGUCUGGACGUGGAAAGGGUGCCGGUAAGGUCAGAGCAAAGGCAAAGACUCGCUCCUCUAGAGCCGGACUCCAGUUCCCAGUCGGCCGUGUUCACAGGCAUCUGAGGAAGGGUAACUAUGCUCAGCGUGUCGGUGCCGGAGCUCCCGUCUACUUGGCGGCGGUGCUGGAGUACCUCACCGCUGAGAUCCUGGAGUUGGCUGGAAACGCCGCCAGAGACAACAAGAAGACCAGGAUCAUCCCCCGCCAUCUGCAGCUGGCUGUCCGCAACGACGAGGAGCUGAACAAGCUGCUUGGAGGAGUGACCAUCGCUCAGGGAGGAGUGCUGCCCAACAUCCAGGCGGUGCUGCUGCCCAAGAAGACCGAGAAACCCGCCAAGAAGUAAAUCUCUCACACCAGAGUAACCAACAACACAAAGGCUCUUUUAAGAGCCACCCACUCCUCAGAAAGCGCUCACAUCCUCGUUUCUAUUAUACUGUACUUAUGAUUUUUUUUUCUUCAACUUUAUUAACCAAUAUCUGGCAUUACAUUCAAAAGAUUGCAUGAAAAAAUACUAUUUCCAGACAGAGCAUUUACAUUACAUUAUGUUAAGAACAGCACAUGCAUCAUAAAAUAAUUAAAAUAAAACAAAUCUCAGGUCUAAUCAGAAAUCAAUACA